GUGGAGCGGGGGCAAGGGGGGCCGAGUGUGUGCAGGGGAGUGUGCACGGGUGUGUGAGGUCCGUGUACAGGUGCGUGUGCAGGUGCGUGCGUGUGCAAGAUGCGUGUGCAGGGAUGGGGGCACUGCGGUUGACCCAAUGGCAGCCAGGUCGAGCCGGGGGUCCUCCCUUGGGGUCUCUGCUGACCGGAGCGGGGGUGCUGUCCCCACGCCUCCCCGGCGAUCGGGGGGCCUCCGCGGGGUGAGCCGCUGCCUGGACCUUCCAGAAGAACCGUAGGACAAGGACCACCGUGCACCAUGGUGAAGCUGGGUUGCAGCUUCUCUGGGAAGCCGGGCAAAGACCCUGGGCACCAGGAUGGGGCUACCACGGACAGCGUCCCUCUGAUCAGUCCCCUGGACGUCAGCCAGCUCCAGCCACCAUUCCCUGACCAGGUGGUUAUCAAGACACAGACGGAAUACCAGCUGUCCUCCCCGGACCAGCCAAAGAAGUUCCCCGACCUGGAGGCCCAGAAGCUGGCCUGUAACCACCCAGAGGAAGGGCGCAGGCUGCCCACCGCACGGAUGAUCGCCUUUGCCAUGGCGCUCCUGGGCUGCGUCCUAAUCAUGUACAAGGCCAUCUGGUACGACCAGUUCACUUGCCCCGACGGCUUCCUGCUUCGGCACAAGAUCUGCACCCCGCUGACCCUGGAGAUGUACUACACCGAGAUGGACCCCGAGCGCCACCGCAGCAUCCUGGCCGCCAUCGGGGCCUACCCGCUGAGCCGCAAGCACGGCACGGAGACACCCUCGGCCUGGGGGGGGAGCUACCGCGCAGUCAAGGAGGGGCCCAAGGCGCCCACCCAGGCGGGCGCGGCGGGGGCGGCGGCGGCGGCGGCGGGGGCGGGGGCGGCGGCCACCGAGCCCCCCGGCAAGACGUCCGCGCUGGGAGAGAAAGAGGCAGCGCGGAAGGCGGCAGGCAGCGUCCCGCCCCCGGCCCCCCAGUGAGGCCUCCGCACCGGCAGCCCGGGUGGGCGGUGGGGGGUCGUGUACCCUCCUCGCAGCGCCCGCCCUCGCCCCUCCUCCCCUCUGUCUCGGCAGCGCCCCGCGCCGGCACCCGUGACAGCCCUCGCCCGACGCUCUCACAUCCUGUGGUCGUGCCCCUGCUUCCAGGACCCCUUGCUGAUGCCCCCUGCCCCCUGAGCUUCUAGCUCUGUUGCUUUUCUCUAAGUAAAGAUUCACAUCCA
This is a messenger RNA of Zalophus californianus (California sea lion), 1220 nucleotides long. RefSeq names its product calcyon neuron specific vesicular protein (gene CALY). NCBI's taxonomy places the organism in Eukaryota, Metazoa, Chordata, Mammalia, Carnivora, Otariidae. The record is from RefSeq and is a predicted model, not a curated record. Gene Ontology annotation, biological process: clathrin coat assembly; G protein-coupled dopamine receptor signaling pathway; endosomal transport. Gene Ontology annotation, molecular function: clathrin light chain binding. Gene Ontology annotation, cellular component: membrane; endosome. The transcript is spliced from 6 exons. The coding region runs from base 295 to 981 and encodes 228 amino acids.